This is a messenger RNA of Oppia nitens, 503 nucleotides long. RefSeq lists its product as uncharacterized. The record is from RefSeq and is a predicted model, not a curated record. The transcript is spliced from 3 exons. NCBI's taxonomy places the organism in Eukaryota, Metazoa, Arthropoda, Arachnida, Sarcoptiformes, Oppiidae. Bases 9 to 503 code for a protein of 164 amino acids.
ACUAAAUAAUGUAUCGCUAUUUAGAGAUAAAUAUUUUAAUAACGAUAUUAUUAUCAGGUGUUUGUUAUUUAAUUUGUACCGGUAAUCCAAUUUAUAGUGAGACUUUUGGUGAUUACAGAGAUUAUAAAGAAGAGUAUGAUUUGAUUUUGAAGAGAAAAAACAGAAAUCUCUUUAAUCCUAUCAUUGAUUCGCCGGAAAUCACUGUUUGGGAUAUUUUUAUGCCAUUUAUUGUAACAUUUUGGUUAAUAUUUACCGUAAUUGGCAUUUGUUUUCUUAUAUGUCUUGUAUUAUGUAUCAUCUCUUUCAUAGAUUUUAACAGAUUAUUCCAACUUAUGGAGUACAGUCCAUGUCAUGGCUAUAAACUAUUGUGGAAUCGUUUGGAUCGACUCAAACUAACGGGAGUUUAUUGCAAAGAGGACGGCACUGUUGAACGGUAUGAACCAAUACAGGAUGAACGGGCUCUCUAUCAGGAUAUUGUCAAUAGAUUUCAAACAGCAAUUUAA